GUAAAAUUUUAUUAUUAAAUUAGUGACUAAAUACAGAUACAGUAUGAAUAAUAUUUUAAAAACUAUUUCCGUUAACAUUGGUCGCGCUACGAGCUCUGGAUUUCAUACGACAUCAACAUCAGAGGCAUGGUCGAAAUCAACUGUUCCGAAAAGGUUUUUAGAAUACAAUAAAAAAAUCUACCCCCCUCAAGAAAUAGGGGAGGAAAGGAGACCAGCCUUUGUGUGUCAUCAAAAAACAAACAUAAAGUACAGCCCUGAAAAACUAUGGUAUGUCGCUUCUUUUGUUAGAGGAAUGACUGUGGAUGAAGCUAUUAAACAGCUUAGUUUUGUGCACAAGAAAGGUGCAGCCUUUGUUAAAGAAGCUAUUUUAGAAGCCCAGGAACGUGCAGUUACCGAACACAAUGUUGAGUUUAAGAGCAAUCUAUGGAUUGCGGAAUCAUUCUCUAAUAAGGGCGCAGUGGUAAAGGGACUUAGGAGACAUGCUAGGCAACGCAUGGGUGAGGUUCGCUACACAUACAGUCACUACUUUGUUAGACUUGAAGAAGGAAAACCACCAAAAGAUUAUUACCUUCGAAAUCCUCUCACACCACAAGAACAGCUUGAUAAGUGGCUAGACCAAAUGAGAAAGAGAAAGAUUAUAAAUUCAUAUUAAUUAGCGAUGUGCUUUUUUGUAGUUAUAGAAUAAAAUUAACAAAACA
Aricia agestis (brown argus) is the source of this 698-nucleotide messenger RNA. RefSeq names its product 39S ribosomal protein L22, mitochondrial (gene mRpL22). Bases 44 to 652 code for a protein of 202 amino acids. Lineage: Eukaryota; Metazoa; Arthropoda; Insecta; Lepidoptera; Lycaenidae. Gene Ontology annotation, molecular function: structural constituent of ribosome. The transcript is spliced from 3 exons. The record is from RefSeq and is a predicted model, not a curated record. Gene Ontology annotation, biological process: ribosome assembly; translation. Gene Ontology annotation, cellular component: mitochondrial large ribosomal subunit; ribosome.